Vigna unguiculata (cowpea) is the source of this 1827-nucleotide messenger RNA. Its product is annotated as uridine/cytidine kinase UKL1, chloroplastic-like. The record is from RefSeq and is a predicted model, not a curated record. Gene Ontology annotation, molecular function: kinase activity; ATP binding; excinuclease ABC activity. NCBI's taxonomy places the organism in Eukaryota, Viridiplantae, Streptophyta, Magnoliopsida, Fabales, Fabaceae.
GCAAUAAUGGGGUGAAGUUGUUGCGAGGGGUGAUAGAUGGCGCAAACGCAUACGUAUAUAAUAGCGUUAGAAGAGAAAGGCGCAGUGGAGUCAUCAUUGAAACCAAACGCAUUCCAAUGGAUAUGGUCAUAGAUGUUGUCUCCGGUGCGCACUUCUCGGGUUGGCAACCUUCAACGACGUCGUCUUGUUCUCCAACUUCAUCUCAUCAACCUUUCAUCAUUGGUGUCUCUGGAGGCACUGCAUCGGGGAAAACCACUGUGUGCGACAUUAUCGUUCAGCAACUGCAAGAUCACAGAGUUGUGCUCCUCUCUCAGGAUUCAUUCUACCGCGGUUUGACGAAUGAGGAGUUGAAACGCGUUCAUGAGUAUAACUUUGAUCAUCCUAAUGCAUUUGACACAGAUCAACUAGUAGAAACCCUCGGUCAGCUCAAAUCUGGACAGUCGGUUCAGAUUCCAAUAUAUGAUUUCAAGCUUCAUCAGAGAUCUAACGACAGAUCUCGACAGGUCAAUGGAUCUGAUGUAAUCAUUAUGGAGGGUAUAUUGGUUUUUCAUGAACAACGUGUCCGCAACAUGAUGAAUAUGAAGAUAUUUGUCGAUGCAGAUCCAGAUGUGAGGCUUGCCCGCAGAAUAAAACGUGAUACAGUCGAAAGGGGUAGAGAUGUACAAUCAGUCUUGGAACAGUAUGCAAAGUUUGUUAAGCCUGCCUAUGAAGAUUUUAUUCUUCCAUCCAAAAAAUAUGCCGACAUCAUAAUACCUCGCGGGGGAGAGAAUGGUGUAGCAAUUGACUUGAUUGUUCAACAUAUCCGCACUAAGCUUGGCCAACAUAACCUCUGCAAAAUAUAUCCAAAUUUGAAUGUUAUACAGUCUACUUUCCAGACUAGAGGCAUGCACACUCUUAUUCGUGAUAAGGACAUAUCAAAGCAUGAUUUCAUUUUUUAUUCAGAUCGGCUAAUUCGUUUGGUAGUGGAACAUGGUCUUGGUUACUUGCCGUUUACAGAGAAACAAGUAAUCACACCUACAGGCUCAAUUUAUACUGGAGUUGAUUUUUGUAAGAAAUUGUGCGGAGUAUCCAUUAUUCGAAGUGGCGAAAGUAUGGAAAAUGCCUUUCGUGCUUGCUGUAAUGGAAUAAAGAUCGGAAAAAUUCUCAUUCACCGCGAUGGUGAUGAAACCCAGCUUAUUUAUGAGAAGCUUCCUAAAGAUAUUUCGGAGAGACAUGUUCUACUCAUGGACCCAGUACUCGGUACAGGUAACACUGCAAGCGAAGCAAUCGAGCUUCUGAUAAAGAAGGGAGUUCCAGAGUCCCAGAUAAUAUUCCUUAACCUCAUUUCUGCUCCUGAGGGCAUACAUUGUGUUUGUAAACGUUUUCCGCAUCUCAAAAUUGUCACAUCGGAGAUCGAAAAAGGAUUAAAUGACCAGUUCCAGGUCAUACCAGGGUUGGGCGAAUUUGGAGACCGUUACUUUGGUACGGACGAUUCGUAGUAUGAAAGCAAAUUAAAAAAAUUACGACGGCAGAAAACAGGACAGAGGUCGCAGCUACACCGUAAGAGAAGAAGUUUGACUUAAUUGACCAUCUGGAACCAGAUUAGGGUCCGGGCAAAGCUUCAUGUUUGAGGUGAGCUUCGCUUCCGUUAUCCUCUGUUCACAGCAGCUAACAAUAACUGGUUCUGGAUUCUCGAGUCUCAUGUACUUUUUGUAAUUUUGUUUUCAAGUGAGUAUCAACCCACGGCUUUGAUUUUUUUAGACAUUUGUACAAAUAAUUGUGUAUAAUGUUGAUUUGAUAAGUAAACACAUAAUAUAAUCAUAUGAAUAAUCACCAAAUUCAAGUAAA